CCAUCUUGGACCCUGGCUAGGUAAUAAAUUUCGCCGCGCGACAGCACGCUCUUCCUUGAGACGCGCCUAGCGGGGAGUGUUUCUGCCUUCGCGUCCCUCUCGCUGCCUUGUGGUCUGCGGCUCCCUCGUGGCCCGGAGCGAGGCCCGGCAGCCCGCGCUCGAGACCCGCGUCGCCAUGGCCGCGGUUCCCGAGGUGCUGCAGCAGCAGGACGAGGACCGAAGCAAGCUGAGAUCUGUAUCUGUGGACUUGAAUGUUGAUCCCUCGCUUCAGAUUGACAUACCUGAUGCACUCAGUGAAAGAGAUAAGGUCAAGUUUACAGUACACACCAAGACCACACUGCCCACAUUUCAGAGCCCAGAGUUUUCUGUUAUAAGGCAACAUGAAGACUUUGUAUGGCUACAUGACACUCUUUCUGAAACUGCAGACUAUGCUGGGCUUAUUAUUCCACCUGCUCCUACAAAGCCUGACUUUGAUGGCCCUCGAGAGAAGAUGCAGAAACUGGGGGAGGGCGAAGGGUCUAUGACCAAAGAAGAAUUUGCCAAGAUGAAGCAAGAGUUGGAAGCUGAAUAUCUUGCUGUCUUUAAGAAGACUGUAUCCUCCCAUGAAGUCUUUCUUCAGCGGCUUUCUUCUCACCCUGUUCUCAGUAAAGAUCGCAACUUUCAUGUUUUCCUGGAAUACGAUCAGGAUCUAAGUGUUAGGCGGAAAAAUACCAAAGAGAUGUUUGGUGGCUUUUUUAAAAGUGUGGUGAAAAGUGCUGAUGAAGUCCUUUUUUCUGGAGUUAAGGAGGUAGAUGACUUCUUUGAGCAAGAGAAGAAUUUCCUCAUUAACUAUUAUAAUAGGAUCAAGGAUUCAUGUGCAAAAGCUGACAAAAUGACCAGAUCUCAUAAAAAUGUUGCAGAUGACUAUAUCCACACUGCAGCCUGCCUGCAUAGCCUGGCUUUAGAGGAACCCACAGUCAUCAAAAAGUACCUGUUGAAGGUUGCUGAGCUGUUUGAAAAACUUAGGAAAGUAGAGAGUCGAGUCUCCUCAGAUGAAGAUUUAAAGCUGACAGAGCUCCUUCGAUACUAUAUGCUCAACAUAGAGGCUGCUAAGGAUCUCUUAUACAGGCGUACCAAAGCCCUCAUUGACUAUGAGAACUCAAACAAAGCGUUGGAUAAGGCCCGGUUAAAAAGCAAAGAAGUCAAGUUGGCUGAGGCACACCAGCAAGAAUGCUGCCAGAAAUUUGAACAGCUUUCUGAAUCUGCAAAAGAAGAACUAAGCAAUUUCAAACGAAAGAGAGUGGCAGCAUUUAGAAAGAAUUUAAUUGAAAUGUCUGAACUGGAAAUAAAGCAUGCUAGGGGUGGCUCAGUGGAAUCCAUUGUGUUAACACCAACAAUCAGUUGUUUCACACCCAGUGUGUAAGCCAGAAGGGCAUGCUCACAGGUCUGCCCAUUCUUGGAGAUGCCUGCUUCAAGUUCACCAGCAUCAGCAGCAACAAUCAGGACAGCAGUCAGCCUGAGAUGUGCCUGUAACCAUGUUUUUGAUGAAGUCUCUGUGUCCUGGUGCAUCAGUGAUCAUCACAUAAUACUUGCUGGUCUCGAAUUUCCACAGGGAGAUAUCAAUGGAGCUACUACCCUCAUGUUCAACUCUUGAUUUAUCCAAUGCAGGCAUACUUGAAAAAGCCCUUCCCAUCUCUGCAGCCUCCUUGUCAAAAAUUUCAAUGGUUCUUUUGUUGAUCUCAUCACAUUUGUAGAUCAGAUGGCCAGUAAUGGUAGACUUGCUGGAAUCUACAUGUCCAACUAUGAUGAUGUUGAUAUGAGUCUUUUUCUUUCCUACUUUGGCUUAGAUUUAGGGGUAGUUUUCAUGACACCAGUGUUCCGGUGGCAAACCUGUUGUGAAAAAGCCGAUUUGUUUUGUCACACCUGGGCUUUAGGCUCCAGCAUCUCUUGUUCUAAGACUAGGUGAAGGAGCAAUGGCUGUACAGAAAUGUUCUUUCCAUGGCGCAUAGUGGGAGCAUCAGAAGGGAGUGAAAAGAUGCAAUCUUUUAAGGCCUCAGCUUGGAACUGGCACAUUGUCACUUCUGCCUGCCUAUUGGUCAGAGCAAGUCACAUGGUCAAGCCCAAUGAGUCAGGGAACUGUUUUCCAUUCCCUGGGAUGGAAAUAUUUGCUUGACAAUAAUAAAUCGACUACACCUCUUCGAUCAAUUCCCUAGCCCCUCUCUCUUUGUAGAAUCAAUCCUGGAUGAACACAAGUAUUUGUCUUCUUUCUGUAUAUACCUGAGCAGCAGAACAUUGGUUGGAGGAAAACUGUGCAACUGAGCUGACUGAUUUCCCCAUAAAUGAAUUAUCUCAAGUCUCACCGGACACUAACCAUGCCAUGUCUAAAUUUUUUCCUAUUUAUUUAUGUAAUACCUUAUUGUGGUGAAAUAUGCAUAAUGUAAAAUUUAACAUCUUAACCAUUUCUAAGUGUACAGUUCAGUAGCGUUAAGUGUAUUCCCAUCGUUGUGCAACCAAUCUCCAGAACUUGUUCAUUUUGCAAAAUUGAAACUCUGUGCCCAUUAAACAAUAACUCCCCAUCCCCCACUUCCCCCAGCCCCUGGAAACUACCAUUCUACCUUCUGUUUCUAUGGAUCCGAUUACUCAUAUGAGUGAAAUGACAUCGUAUUUGUCUUUUUGUGAUUGGCUUAUUUCACUUAGCAGAAUGUCCUCAAGAUUCAUCCAUGGUGGAACAUGUGUCAGAAUUUCCUUCCUUUUUAAGACUAUAUAAUAUUCUAUUGUAUGUAUAGACCACAUUCUGUUUAUCCAUUCACCCAUCAAUGGACACCUGGCUGUGUUGCUUAUACCUUUUGGCUAUUGUGAAUAAUAUUGUUAUGAAUAUGGAUGUAUAAAUAACUUUGAGAUCAUG
Myotis myotis is the source of this 2884-nucleotide messenger RNA. It is a transcript of the gene SNX5, whose product is annotated as sorting nexin 5. Gene Ontology annotation, molecular function: dynactin binding; phosphatidylinositol binding. Bases 176 to 1402 code for a protein of 408 amino acids. Lineage: Eukaryota; Metazoa; Chordata; Mammalia; Chiroptera; Vespertilionidae. Gene Ontology annotation, biological process: intracellular protein transport; pinocytosis. The transcript has 14 exons. Gene Ontology annotation, cellular component: endosome. The record is from RefSeq and is a predicted model, not a curated record.